AUGAAUCCAAGAAACAGUGUAUUACCUUCACGUAAACUCGGAGAUCAUCGUGCUAGAGAAUCAUACCCCUUAAUCCUCCAGAUAUUUCCACAAAUAUAUUUUCGCUCUGUACAAAGGAGCAACAAUAAGGGAGAAACAUUGAAGGGACGCCUCUCCUUGGCGAUUACACCCAGUCCGGAGCCGCUGCUCGGCCGAAACGAAAGCGGAGCAGAAACCUGCGCGGAGAGGGAAGGCGGCGCAUUGUCUUCUUCCUCGAGGGCCGAGGGCGGGGCCGCCCGAGCGACUAGCGCCGGAUCCUCGCGGAUCGGAGGAGGAGGAGGCGGCGGCGGCGGCGGCGGCGGCAGUGGCGCUCAGUGGGUCGAAAUGGCACUAAAUGACCCAAGAUGCGUCGGUGAAAACACUCACUGUGCGGCGGGCGCGCCUUGCUGGCGGAACAUCGGGCUGCCCGCCGCCGGUAAUUCCCUUCCCGGCGAGGAAGGUCGGCGAGAGCGAGGGCGGCGGCGGUGCGGCGGCGGCGGUGGCGGUGGGGGCGGAGAGGGGCGCACCACCGCCCUAAGCCGUCGUAAGCCGGCGCUUGCCGCUCCCAAACCGCCCGCCGCCCGCCCGCCGCCGCCCCGCCGCCGCCCGCCCGCCCGCCCGCCCCCGCCCGCGCCGCGCGGCCCGCGCCGCCGCCCGCCGCCGACGCCCGUUUGCGGCGGAAACUGCCGAAGCUGCGCCCCUUCCUCGUGCACGCUCGCCGUGGCUGACCGAACGCACCAGCACGGCCCCGCCAGACGUGUCAAAGAUAUCCCCCAGCUCCCCAAAGAUACCUCCGUACGACGAAUGUGGCCGCGCUGGACUUCCUUGAAGUUGAAGCGACGCGUGGCGGCGCGCGGCGGGCGCGGGCGCCGGCGGGGGCGGCGCGGCCGGCGGGCCGGGCCGCAUGCGUGCGGCCGAAGGCGCGGCCCAGCGGCGGCGGCGGCGGCAGUAGCAGAGGCGCACGCUCCGCUCCGCCAUGAGGACCCGGCGCUGCUGCUGCUGGGCGCCGGCAACGGCACGACGGACGCGGCCCCCGUGGUGGACUACCCGUGGACCAGCAGCGCGUGGCCCAACGCGUCGUCGACGGCCGCCGGCGGCGCCGACAACGCCAGCGUCUGCGACGCCGCCGACAACGCCACCUGCUCGCCCGACCAAGACCACGGCAUGCUCACCUGCGACGUGGAGCAGCCCACGCUCUACCUCAUCACGCAGCUGCUGUACGCCACCGUGUGCGUGGUGGGGCUUCUGGGCAACUCGCUGGUGAUCUACGUGGUGCUGCGCUUCUCCAAGAUGCAGACCGUCACCAACAUGUACAUCGUGAACCUGGCCGUGGCGGACGAGUGCUUCCUGGUGGGCAUUCCGUUCCUGCUGGCCACCAUGUCCAUGCAGCUGUGGCCCUUCGGCAACCUCAUGUGCAAGGCCUACAUGACGUCCACCUCCAUCAACCAGUUCACCUCCUCCAUCUUCCUCACCAUCAUGUCGGCCGACCGCUACGUGGCUGUGGUGUCGCUGACGGCGUGGACGGCGUCGGCGCUGCUGAUGGUGCCGGUGUUCAUGUACGCCAGCACGGUGGAGCGCGAGGACAUGAGCAGCUGCAACAUCCUGUGGCCCGAGAGCGCGCACGUGUCGGGCCAGACCGCCUUCACGCUCUACUCCUUCGUGACGAAGUUGGUGCUGACGGUGAUCGCGGUGUACGUGCUGUGCUGGCUGCCGUACUGGGUGACGCAGAUGGCGCUCAUCUUCACGCCGCCCAAGCAGUGCCAGUCGCGCGUGGCCGUGACGGUCUUCCUGCUGGCCGGCUGCCUCUCCUACUCCAACUCGGCCAUGAACCCGGUGCUGUACGCCUUCCUCUCCGACAACUUCAAGAAGAGCUUCCUCAAGGCGUGCACCUGCGCCGCCGGCAAGGAGGUCAACGCCACGCUGCACAUGGAGAACUCCGUCUUCCCGCGCCGCCACAAGCAGGUGCGUGCCUCGCUCAGC
Molecule: messenger RNA, 1998 nt
Organism: Gryllus bimaculatus (two-spotted cricket)
Lineage: Eukaryota; Metazoa; Arthropoda; Insecta; Orthoptera; Gryllidae
Source: the annotation of a GenBank genome assembly